AUGCCUGUUGUUGACGACUGUGCCGCUCUGAACCCAGCCAGAGGACGGACUAUUCGACAGACGCUAGUAGACGAUACUAUGAAGGACUUCAUAUGGGGACGAGCCGAGGACGUGACCCGAUGCCUCAAUAAUCUCACUAUCACCAACUUCGACGCCCUCUUCACCCUCCACAACCUCAAGUACGGCCUGGCUGAGACCUACGCCUUCACGGACAUCGCUAACGGCUUGGACGACUCUGUGGAGGUCAACACCUGCAACUUCAAGCUACAUUCUCUUGACGUUGACAUCGAAAGUUUCAUUGAUGACAGGAUAAGUGAGUAUGCCGCCGCGCUGAACCCAAUGACUUUGGAGGAAAGGCAGAGGUUCUUCAAUGAGAGCAUCCCUGCGGCCCCUUUUCACUUCGCUCUGCAGC
This is a messenger RNA of Perkinsus marinus ATCC 50983, 412 nucleotides long. RefSeq lists its product as hypothetical. The transcript has a single exon. NCBI's taxonomy places the organism in Eukaryota, Perkinsozoa, Perkinsida, Perkinsidae. The annotation marks the transcript as partial. The record is from RefSeq and is a predicted model, not a curated record.